This is a messenger RNA of Xyrichtys novacula (pearly razorfish), 12265 nucleotides long. NCBI's taxonomy places the organism in Eukaryota, Metazoa, Chordata, Actinopteri, Labriformes, Labridae. The record is from the annotation of a GenBank genome assembly.
GUUGGUUGCCACCAGCCGUAAACAAGAAGAAGAAGCGGAGGAACAAGAGGAAGGAGAAGACACGGGAAAGAGGACUCUCUAAAGGCAUAAACAUUAUCAAAUACAGACAGCAUUAGUCUGGGCUAAUAUUAUGUGUGUUGGUAACACAGUGCUGGUUGUCUUGCAGUACUUUGAACAGAAAACUUUAAUGUUAUUUUGUGUCACUUGCCGCGCUCUUGUGUUGACGUUUAGAGCUCCGCAGAUCAGGAAGUGAGCCCGACGUCGAUGUGGUUUCUUGUCUUUAGAUAUUCCCCUGUGUUUUCUUAACAUUACAGCACCUAAAAGGAUCUUUUUUUCUGCCGCUGGCUGGUUUUGGAGUAUCCUGUUAAAGUCUACUAUAGUGUCGCUGCAGUGUUACAGUGAACAGAACCAGGACAGUGAACGCAGCAGGACCGUGAACGCAGCACCAGUUUACAGCAGAGACACUGAUGUUUGCGAAGAAGAGGAGUCAAACGUGUCUGAUUGCUUCCAGUAUGGCUACAUUAGUGGUGCUCAUGAUGGUGCUGUACGGAACAAUCGGCACCCAGCAGCAUCCGGGCAUCUCCAGCCUCAGGAACAACUACCCACUAGACAGACCCCUCUACAAACUGGACCUGAGCUGGCCCAGGAACCCAGAGCUCUUCACUGGAGAGGUGUUUGGAGUGGCUGUCAACCAGUAUUCUGGAGUGGUAUAUGUGGCACAGAGAGGUACACAAAUGAGUCACUCUAUCUCAAGUUUUUUCCUCCUUUUUUCAGUGAAAGAAUCAUCUUUAUUAAAUAUAACAGCUGCAGACUGUAGGGCCAUUCUGUACUUCCCUGAAUAAACACCCAGGGUUAGUUGUUAAACAGGAAUCUGAUGUGUGUUUGGAGUAAAUCUUGGAAACAGGUUUAUCUGGAUCAGUCCUUCAGUAUGUGUUGUUCAAAACAGGAGAACUGGAAUUCGUUAGAUUCAGGUAAUCAGGAUUAUACUGAUCCCUGCAGAUGGGAGAUUCAGCCUGGACUUUAGAAACAAUAUAAACAUAAAACCCUUUUCAUGGCUCAAACAGUAAUACACUUCUAGGUCUUAAUGUAUCUUCCUGUGCCCAAGACUAUACCUAUGACUGUUUGAUUCAGUGUUUGUUGUAUAAUCGAGUUGAUUAGGGCUGAGACGAACAUUCUUGCCCAAUAAGGAUUGUGUGAUCAUGAUGCCUCAAAUGUUUUAAGAGGUGACAAGUCAGGACUGCAAACAGACCGGUUUCUCAGCAGAGAAACAGAGCCAUGCUGAUGUAAUCCCUGUUGUCAGAAUGUGGUUUGUCAUUGUCUUGCUGUAAUAUAAAGGUCUUUACUUAAAAAGUCCUUGUCUGGAUGGCAGCAGAUGUUGCUCCUAAACCCAUAAAUAUUGUCCAACAUUAAUGGAGCCUUUACAGAUGUGCCAACUUUGUCCAUGACAUUGGCAUCGUCCUCAUGGCUUUCAAACUGUGUGCUGAUUACAGGCUGAGUGGGCCCUCUCCUCAGAUGUUCAGAUAGCUUUGUGUUAGUGAGGAGUUAUACUAGUAAUGUCAUCGGUACAUUUUUAUGUCGGUGUCUUUUUGUGCCCUACAAAAGCAAACCAGAUUUUACACUUUGAAAAUGACUAAAUCUGAGACUGCCACUGUUGUUGUCUAACCGCUGGGUCAGGUUCUCACAGAACACAGAUCAAAAUAAUCUUGAGUGAUUGGACAGAUGGUUAAACAUGUUGCCAGCUCCACAGGAGCUGCCAAAGUCAGCUAAAAAAUCAAAGUUGCUCACUGCUGUUUUUGAAUUCCUCCUUUAGGUGACAAUGUGCCGAAAGUGCUCGUGUUCACCACAGAUGGUGAAUUCCUCAUGGCCUGGAACACAACCACGCUGGAGAUGCCCCAUGGGAUAUUUCUUGCAGACGCUGCCACUUCAAACCCCACUGUGUGGAUCACAGAUGUGGGAAACGGACCAUAUGGUCACUGCAUCAAACAGUACUCGCCAUCUGGGAAACUCCUGCAGGUGAUUGAUUUUUCCAGGCGCAGUAUUAUUUCUGCAACAAUUCAAGUCAAAACAACAAAAUAAGAAUGACUAAAUGUUGAACUGUUAGAGACAAUCGAUGAGUGGUCUACCACAAAUAUUUUUGAAAAGCAAAUGCUGAUAAUCAGAGAGCUGGCUGGCUAAUGGCUGAUAUACAGUAUAAUGUUUUUAUUUGAUGAAAAACAGGAAUCCAUUAUUAAGUGCAUAUUUUAAUCUAAUAUACACUUUUAACUUCACCAGUAACAUUUUUUAUGGAUAUUUAAUGAAUUCAUGAAAUAGAAAAAUACAUUUGAUUAUGCUGUAUAUUUCACAACAAGACUAAUCUAUGUCAGGAGCAACAAUCAGCCAUUUUGAUCAACUCUAUCCUGCUAUAGUUCAUGACAGAUAAAAACAGACUGUUAUUUAAGAUGGAAAAAUGUGUUUUCAUGCAGGAAGAUGUUCAUGUUGCUAGUUACACUGAUGAGGUCUCCUUCAGUGUCUGCAGACAGUGUUUUUAUAUUGUUUCAUGAGCGCGUGCAGCAACCAAUAUCGGUUAUUUCAAAAUGUCAUUAACUGGCCUGGUUAAUUAGAUUGGGGCUGUAUGAUAUUGAAAAAGGGAAUAUUGCAAUUUCCCUUUCUGCAAUAAAAUUACAGGAAUUUGUGUUUACCAGAUAAAUUGGGUUAUUUUAAUUUAAAAAACUAUCAAAGUGUUCAAAAACACAAUUAUAGGAUCUCGUAGUCUUUUUCUGCUUUCAAAUCAAAUCUGUCUCCUACUUUAAUCACACUGUGUUGAACCCUUUAUUAGUAAAGUUAAAGGGAUAUUCCGGGUCAAACACACCGUAACAUCGAGUUGGACACCCCCUCGAGAGAUGAAUGUUGCAGAGCGCUUGCUUCUCUAGUUAUACCAACUUUAGUAACGACCGCACAAUAGCAAUACACAGCGCUCUGAGGAGCCAUAAACAAACCUCAACCAAGACGCCACUCUAUAGCCACAAAUGAUGCUCAGAACAGCACCUAACUUCAUCAGCAGUACAUAUAUGGUCCCAGUCAUAACACUUGCCACCAAACAUCUUUUUAAAUUUGCCUAAUUUCUUUAGCAAAGAGACUAAACACAACUCACUUACUCUCUUCCAGCAGCCGCUUGUUUGUAGCGAGACUUCGGGCCAGUCUGUAAUGGACUGCUGCAGGGUGACGCAGCUCAAGGAAGAACAUUAUGAUCAUUUCUUUCUUUAUCAUUUCCUUGAAGUAAUAAUCAUCAUAUUAAUCAUUAAUCAUUUAAUAUCCCUUUGAUGAAGUAGGUCAUUCACAUCAUGCGUCCUGCCAUGUGACUCUAGUGCACAUCCACACUGCAGUUGCUAUGUUCAAACAAUACGUUGAUGCAUUGAUAACUGUCUUGUUCUUGUCAGGUGGUGGGUACACCUGGGAAAGCCGGUUCUGCGAUGAACCCGCUGCAGUUUGAUCAGCCGGCUGAGAUCUUUGUGCACGACUCUGGAGAGAUGUAUAUCGUUGAUGGUGAUGGCGGGUUGAACAAUCGGCUCAUGAAGCUAUCCAAAGAGCAGGAGGUGCUGUGGAUGCAUGGGGAGAAAGGACAAAACCCCGCUCAGUUUUACAUCCCCCACAGUGUGACUGUGGACAGUGCCCAGAGGGUGUGGGUGGCUGACAGGGGGAACAAGAGGAUCCAGGUCUUCAACUCCAUCACUGGGGACUGGCUGGGGACAUGGGGCAGCUGUUUCACUGAGGAUGCGCCCUACUCUGUCCGCCUGACCCCGGACAAGAAGUACUUUGUUGUUGUGCAGCUCAACACCAAUCAGAUUUCCCUGCUGGAGGCCCCACCUGUGGGCCAGAUUGGUCAGUGCACGGUGGUGAGUGUGAUCCAGCUGGCCGAGGAAGUGAAACCACAUUUGGUGGACCUGGACCUGAAGACAGGUGCCCUGUUUGUGGCUGAGAUCGGCGCCCAACAGGCCCAGAAAUUCACCCCCUUCACUCUGAGUGGGAAUUUACUGUAGGGCUGCAUUAGGCUCAGUCUGAGUGAGAUGACAUGAUUGAUCACAAACAAACUCUUUUAUCAUUCUUUGUGGGCUGUAAUCAUUCCUGUUUGUCAUGUAAUGUUUGACCAUCUAUUCCCCUGUCUAAGGCAAGAUCGAAGGUCUACCCUGAAAACCUCCUAUCAUGAUACCUGCACAGAAAUGACAGUCUCAUAAUGUCUGCACUCCCGUAGGGCCAAAAUCAUAACAAAAGUUAACUCAAGGUACUUUAAAAGAGCAGCUUUAACCGUUCUUAUGCCUAUAUUAAAUGAUGUGCAAAACUACGUGCAGGAAGAGAUACAUAAGAGCUCAGUAUGCAAGUAGACCUGGCAGUUUAGACCUAUAGACCCUUUUAGGGCUGAUGUUACGACGACGUCACGUCAUCAGCUGGAGGCAAAAUGAAAAGGAGACAUUGGAGGUUUUGUUGUGUCGUUGGCUGCUUGAAUAGAGAGAGUAAAAAACUGAAACUGCACUAAGUACUAGCUGCUACUUCCAUUCAACAAAACAAAAAGCCAGCUGUGGUUAAACGUGAUGAGAUGAAAUGACUGGACUCUCUUCAUAUCUAUACAGUGUGUGGUUGGAUGACAUUUUGUAAAUUAAGUCAUCAUCACCUCUGAUAAGAAACUGGAGAGGUAUCAAGAAGAAUAUAGGAUUUUUUUUUGCCUCCAGCUGAUCCCUGUCAUAAUGAAACUAUUGUCACUUUACUUUUACCACUUUAUCUUUAUGCACCAACCAGCCACAACAUUAGGGACGCCUGAUUGAUUUAAUGCAGCCCAGAUAUGCUUGGAGUGCUUAAUAUUCAAGGUGUUCCCAGUAUUCAUCUUCCCUCAUGUUUGCUAACAAAGUGAACAAAAUAUCAGGAACACCCUUCACAAUAACACGCUCCAGCACACCACAGCCACCCACUAUGUCCUCAAUAUGAAAUUGCCCAGGUGUUCCUAAUUUAAUGGCUGGCGGGUUAACAUUAGUUUGAGGUUUAGGAGAAAGCUGAUGUUGUUUUCAAACACAAACACUCAGCAGGAUCUCUUUCCCUUUUUUAAUCACUUGGCCCAAACCUGCAUCAACCCACGGUUUUUCACAGUCCUUAAUCCCCCGUUUGGCACAGCAUACAGCUAACCCAGUUCCUGACACGUGCAUUGUUGGAACACAAAAGGAGCUUGGGCACCUGCCAUCCACAAAGAAAGUGCCCUAUUUACUGUUUGUUUUUUUUAGACAAAGGAACAGAUAUUGUUAGUACACAACCUGCCUGCUGGAUUUAAUAUCCCAAAUCAAAUAGCUGCUUAGUUUUAUCUCUGCCAAGUAAGGUGCAUGAUAAUAGUAGGGUCAUGAUUAUGAUUAGCUUGGCAGUAUCCAUGCUUUUAAAUUCCUGUUGUUGCAAAAUCAAUUCCACAAGAGGACCGAGAGGACUCUGGGAUUAUAUAUCCAAACGAGCUGAAUGAUCUGAGGAUACUCGAGAGAUUAUCUUAAGUAAAUUAAAAAAAAAUUUUUUUUAGAAGGUAUUAUCAAUAAAAUGCCAUAUUUAUUGAAAGCACAGUCAGAGGUGAGAACGUGUUAGUCAAACCAAGAAGUAACAUAAGAUGUUUCCAGAUCUAACAUGUCUGAAGAGCCAUUCACUCAGACGUUUUCUAAAAACUACACACCAUGAAGACUUUUUUGCAUUUGCACCGCCAACGCCAUGGCUGAUAGGAACUUAAAAGUGUUGUAAGCUGGCUGAAGGUUGAUAGAGACAUGAGUGAAAAUAAAGAGAACACCCAGAAGGGAGCCACUCUGCAGGGGCUUUCACCAGCAGACUGCAGCUCCCAGUGCUGCUGUUAGUGAUGGUCUCUAAAAGCCUCAAUGCUAAACUGGCAUGUGCCGGUCUGUGGCUGAGGAUGGCGUCAAGCCUAACACCGCCUUUGGCUGUUGUAGUCUUGUUUGAGUUUCUUCAUCUUCACACUGCACUGGGAAUACUUUAUGAUGCAUAAAGUAUGCAGUGAUUAAAAAAAUGGGGAGGGCUCUUAGAGUUCUUCAGAUUUUGAAAAAGUCCCUACAGUCUUAAAAGACCCAAUAAUAACAUUAACACAUAACUGUUCCUGCUGCCUGUAAAGACAUGUGCUGUUGUAGUGCUUCCUGACUGAGCGUGCAUGUUUCUCAGCUAAAUAAAAUGGAUUUUGUGCAGAAAAUGAAAUAAUAUCACAGGUCGGUCAGAGUGUUGGUGGGGUUUCUUUGGGUGUUGCGUUUAGUUGAAAACACUCGGUGGUCUGACCUGACUUCCUUUGUUUUAAUAAUGAAACAGUCAAUUAUGGUUUUAUUUGACACACACUAUGAUGAUCAGUGUCUGCACUGUUAAAAAAAAAAAGCAUUUUGGUGACGAGCUUGUUGGCUGUUUGUGAAGUUUGGUGUCAUUUUUAUUUGCUUUACUUGACGCUGCUUGAGAAGAUUAGAGGAUUGCACAAUUGCAGCUGUGGAGCAGAGCUGCUUCCUGUCAGGCAACAUCACUUUAGAGGACAUUCCUGUGAAAAAACACAUGUAUAUAUCGAUGAGGGAGGCUGGAGUUGAACUGUUUUGCACUUUGUUGUCUGUAGCUAUGGAUCAAACCCACAUAUAAAUAUAAAUAUCGGAUUGAUUCUUGUAAAUUUCAGGUGUCUGGUUUCCUUUCUGCUGAUUAUCUCUGCUACCAAAUGAGCUGUGUUCAACAUAAAUGUGAGAAAUAUUUUGUACAUUUAACUUGAUUGUUAUUGACUCUGUGUUGCUUAUAUGAGUGGUUUCCUUGAUUCAUGCUGCUGGACUUUCUCAGCACUAAACUCCUAACAAUGAAGCUGUUUGUUAUUCCAGAGACUUUUGUUUUCAGCACUUUGUUUCUCUGUGAUUAGUGAGUAAAUCUAGAUCGUUCCAUCCAAAUCUGGCACUGAGUUCCUCCUCUUAAGGACUGAAGCCGGUUUAAUGAUGUAUUACAUGUCACUGCGAGGUGUGGGCAAAACUACUGAGAACAAAGACAACAAUCAGAGCAGGGUGUGAAUGUUGAAAGCAUGAGAUUUGAUGUGCUUGUAUUGUGGGAAAUGUAGGAUGUAGCUUUGUGAGGGGCUGAUCAACCUCAGAGUUAAAGACAUGGCUUUUCUCUCAGCACUAAGUGAAUGAAGAGAGGGGCAAUUCUGUGUUUUCUCUUUUUUUCCUGGUAAAAUCUGAUUGUUUUAUUCAGGUCCCCAGUAGGCUUUUCUACAAUCAAACCAACACAGGGAGUGAGCCUGGAUGUAAGUACGCUCUUCAUCUUGUGGGUUUAAAUGCUUCGUUUUUGUUUGAUUUCAUGUUCAUUUGUUCAGGAAGUUUACUUUUUUAAAUUUUAAAUGGUGGCCAUUUUGUUCUUCUUUUUGUGUCCAUGCUGGCUUGGAACCUAAAGAUGAGUAAAUAAAAAUAAAAAUCCUUCAUCAUAUCAGACCGCCUCAUCUUUAAAGGCAAGACAAGUUUAUUUGUAUAGCACCAUUCAUACACAAGGCAAUUCAAAGUGCUUUACAGAUGCAAGAAAAUACAUAAAUUAAAUAAGAGAGAUUAAAACUGUUUAAAAUAAAAAAAAACAUAAAUGAUUUAAAAAACAAAAAGAAAUCUUAAAAUGUAGUAAAAUAUUUAAAUGUAACUCAAAAUCAUUGAAACUGUUGGAAUUGUCAGAACAGCAAAGUAGAAGCAAAAGGCAGAACCAGCCCAAGGCACCUGCUUAGGGCCCUGCGGCCAAUAGGGGGCCCCCAAGAGCAAACAAAUUAAAAUAAUAUUUUUUAUUUUUUGCAUGUAUGAGUGAUGCUUUGUGUCUGAUCAAAUAUAUAUCACUGUAAAAAUGAAAUAAAAUAAAGUAAAAACAUUUUAGUGCUGCUGCUGAUGUAGGCCUAUGAUUCUUACUGCUGAUAUGUCAAAGCUCCUCUCCCGAUUUGUGCCUUUUGCCAUGCAAUGUGUGCUGAGCAUCCAAAGCACAGGUAGUUGUGAGGCAAAAAAAUGUCACAAAAAAAGGACAUAUCCUUCAGGAGCAGAGAAAAGAAAGAGGAAAAAACGCAAAGAUAAAGGUAUGUUUGCAUGUCAGGGAAUGUUGAGAUUUUCGAAGGUGUGUGAAUGAUCAACAAUCAAUAUUAUUGGCAGAAAUAGAGGGCCCCAAAAUCUAAUUUUGCUUAAGGCCCCACUGAGGCUUGGGCUGGCUCUGGUAAAAGGAAAUGAUACUAUAGGAAAGCUGCAGUAAACAGUAAUGUUUUCAGGCCUGAUUUAAAGGUUUUCAGGGAGUUUGUUCCACAGGUGAGCUCCAUAGAAGCUGAAUGCAGCUUCACCCUGCUUGGUGAGUUCUUAUACUGAUAUUCAUCACCAUAAAGGAUCAGUAUUUUUGUUUCUGUCACAAUGAUAUCAGCAGAAACAGCCCCUUUUUCCAAGUUGGUAUUUUCUAGCACAAACUAAUGACAAGCUGAGGUCUGGGUUUGGUCCGAGGCCUUGCUGUUCACAUGCUGAAGUGUCCUUGAAUGAACAGAAGCUUCUGCUGUAUUUGCUCACACCUGAUGUAAUUUUGAUGAAUGUUGGAUGAUCUGCAUUGGGGAUGAACAGAGAAGGUGUAAAAUCCUCAAAAUAACAACAGGAAGGGUCUCAGCUGGUCUGCUGGUCUGGGCCCUUUGAGCAGAGGCUAUAGUCCUCAAUGCAGCAACUACCGUUUCCACUUCUGUCCACAAUGCUGAGCUGCGUUUCAUCCCUCACUCUUCAUUUUUCCUACCUCUCUUCAACUGUCUGGUCUAAGGUUCAAAUAAUAAUAAUAAUGAAAACAGGAAAUACAAUGAGUGUCAAUUUAAAAAGAAAACUCCAUAUGCAUACGAUAACCAGUCUAGUCUUUUAUACAUUUAAAGAUUUCAAAUACAACCACAGUAAGAACAUCCUCCUCCUGAGCUCGACCCUGCUGGAGAUCAGAGAUGACAGAUAAACACAGAGAGCUGACAUGAAUACAGAGACCUACUCUACCUAGUGUAUUUUUACAACAUCAUUCAGUAUGACAGAGAGUCCCUUAAAUCUUGAAAUAACUGUGUAGUUACCAUGUCAAAAGUUCCUCUUUUGUAUAUAACAGUACUGUAUGUGAGGUCCUCUUUAGCCUGGGAUAAAGGAGAAAGACAAAAACAUCAGUGGAGUAACAAAAGGCAUUAGUGUCAUGCACUGAACUGGGUCUGUAACGUUGUCUUCCAAUAAUGUAACAGUGACAUUUGAACAUGUUGUGAGUGAAAAAACAAUGUAUGGAAUGUGGAGACUAAAAUAUUAAGACUAUAUGCUUGCUUGAUGCCUGCAUGUUGAAAAUAAAGGAACGAGGUGACAUGUCUUUCUUUGCACUGCAUCACCUCAAUUUUAAACAACACUGUAAAUGUUCAGAACCUGAAGAGACAAGUUUCUGAAUUUGGAAAGUGAGCUGUUGUCUCAUUCAUGCCUGAGACAGGAUUUUAGUUUCUCAGCAGGACUCUUCUCCUACAGAUCCAUGCUGUUGUAAUCCCUGUUGUCAGAAUGUGGUUUGCCAUUGUCUCACUGAAAUAUCAAGGUCUUCCCUUAAAAAGUCUUUGUCUGGAUGGCAGCAGAUGUUGCUCCUAAACCUGUAGAUAUUGUUCAGCAUUAAUGGAGCCUAUAGAGCUGUGGAAGAUACCCAUGACAUGGACUCUGAUGAUCCCCAUACCAUCAGGGUUGCUGGAUUUGGCCUGAGAGCUGAGAUCAAGCUGGCUAGUCCCAUCCCUCUUUCAAGUGGAGAAUGUCAAAAUUGGAUUUGUCAGACCAAUAGACUGUAUAUUAUGGACAUCUUGGCUCCGCCUUCGGUCAUUAUACAAAUUUGAAGCCGAAUUGUUCUCAGUAUUUUCAGGUUUUUCCUCCAAUUCCUGGAACCACCACUUGCACAGGAGCGUUGUACGCUUUCGGCAGGAGAGUCGCCAAAAGUCACUGUGAUGACACUCGGCUCAAACAGCGUAUCCUCCAGGUGAGCUACGCAAUCUUCCUACUCUCAUAGGCUGUAUCAAGUGUCAAUCAUAGAAAACAUGAACCCCCUAAUAAAUUUUAAAAAUGGAGCUGUACAGAAAAAAAGAGGACUUGAGCACAAACCAGUCUUACAGUAACUACAUGUCAACAUCACAACCAGGGGGGAGAAAAAUGUAUAUUCUGUGUAAUUACUUUCUAAAGUUUGUCCACAGCUCCAUAGGUAUUGCUGGAGGAGGCGGAAUUUAUGACCUAUACUGCAGCCCGUCACCAGAGGGUGCUGUUCUCAGAGUGGCUUCACCCAGUGAGGAGGCAGACGGCGUCCAUUAUAUAUACAGUCUAUGGUCAGACCACAGGGCUAUUUUCUACUUUUCCUCAGUAGUCCUUGAGCCAAGAACCAAAAUUUCACAUAUCGGUACCACCUGGGUGGGCAAAUUCUAGUUGUGAUUUUUUUAUUGCUAUACAUCCCUACAAUAAGUUUUUAUAUGAUAGACCUUGGUAACUGGUAGCUUUAUUGUAGUUAUCACUCAUUGAAGUAAUAGAGUGCAGCUGUUCAAAAAUGAAAAAUCGCCUUCCUUCAAAAUUAGCUUUCUUUCAUUUUAACCUCUCAUUUAGGUGUGUUUGAACUAUUGGCUAGCCAUAGAGACUUGUAAUAACCCCCUAAGUAGUAUUUCAAGUAAUUUAUCUAAUACAGGUGUGUAUAUAUAAGCUUCAAUUAGCCUGAAAGAACUGCUCCACCAUCAAAUUGGGCCACACCCACUUCAUCAACUCAUUUAAUUAGACACAGGUUUGAUUCAUUUAUAGAAAAGAGCAGUGUGACCAAAAAAGAGUGUGACUUUUAAUGUGCUUUUGACUUUCUGUGUUGCUUUUGGAGUUAACAAAAAUUCGCCUAUUGAGGAAAAUAACAAAAUGAGAAAAAAUAUAAAAAGCUACCCCUAUGAAAAGUCUAUCAUAUUUUAAUUUACUUAUAUUGACCCUAAAAACAAUUUAGUAUAUGUAAGGUUUUGCCCACCCAAGUGGUACCGACAUCUGGUCUGGCUCAAGGACUACAGUCCAUCUUAGUUUGGUUUGAACACAGAAACCGGUAUUUCUAAAUCAUGUUUACAAAUUAUUUAUCUAUCUAAUCAUUUACAUUGUUCACUCUCAACUCUCAUUCGUGGAUACGGCGGCAAACUGUGUUUGUUGUUUGGAAGGCAUGAAAAAUAGUUGACAGAUGGCAUCACUUUUGUUGAUGAGAAUUAAAUAUUAUUGUGACUGGGUUUUGAACAAUCAGAAUCAGUAGUCAACAUUUAUCUGCAUUAUAAGAUCAGUAACUCUUACCUCUGUUGCAGAAGAUAAUCGGGCCUUGGUCUCCUCUGGAAGUGUAAAAACUCCUGUUACUGACUCUCAGCGCAGAAUACGAUUAAAAUAUUCAGUUAUUAAUAAAUAAGUUUGUCAUGUUCUUACUGUGUCGUCUCCAAAUAAACCAGAAGGUUAUGGCCACAAUUAGGAGGACAGUCAAUAACAAACUCAGAGGAAUCAUGAGGCUCAGUGAGUGAAUAAAACUUCUGCAGAGACGGAUCGAAACACAACAACAAAAUGAGCAAAGACAGUCAGGAAAUUAUUAUUAUUACAGGAAACAGACUGGAGUCAACAGAGCAACAUUCAGUCUUUCCCAAAGAUGGUCUACUUUAGUACUCUAAAGAGACUGACCCAGGCGCUUCUGUGUUUUCUUCAUAUGCAGAGGUCCAAGUGUGAGUCACAGGUUGAAGAGUGCUCGAUGAGAUGUUCAAACACGUCGUCGUUGUCUCCUGUGUGGCUGUAGGAAACAACAUGGAGUCAGAAUCCUGUCAACUAGAUGUAAAGCUAUAAAAUGUCCAACUUCCAUGUUAGUCGACUUAAAUGACAUCCUUGAGGAUAAACGUUGAUUACAAGAUGAUAUUCGUGAUGAAAAAAAUUAAUCAAAGAUGAUUGUAUUAAUGUGAGCUAUCUUUAGUUAUCAUUAUCAGUUAUCAUAUGUUAUAUAACUACAACUGUGAGACCAGCUCGGCCCGUUUAAGAGCUACAUUCCAGAACACAGGAUAACUGUAGAAAAGGGCCGCAGACAAGAUACUGACGCAGAGCAGAAUGAUCAAAAUAAGACAUCAUGAUCAAGAUGCUGACAACCUUCAGUAAAAGCUGCACAUUUCUGAAUAUUGGACUCAUAUUUACACACUUGUUAUGAGUGGUAUUCUACUCACUGGCGCGUGGUCGCUCUUUCACAGUGACAUGCACUGGCAUCUUUAGGUCCCCUUUAGCAAAGUAAUACCAGC